AUGGAACCUCAUCAGUCAUCAAAUGGUCCAAGAGGGUUUAGAGUUCAAGCUCCACUAGUCGAUUCUGUAUCAUGUUAUUGCAAAGUAGAUUCUGGUUUAAAAACAGUUGCCGAGGCAAGGAAGUUUGUCCCAGGAUCAAAACUUUGUAUCCAGCCUGAUAUCAAUCCUAAUGCACACAAGAGCAAAACCUCACGCAGAGAGAGGACCCGAGUCCAGCCACCACUUCUGCCUGGUCUUCCUGAUGAUCUGGCCAUUGCAUGUCUGAUUCGAGUUCCUCGAGCUGAACAUCGAAAGCUCCGUCUAGUUUGUAAGAGAUGGUACCGCCUUCUUGCUGGAAAUUUCUUUUAUUCUCUUAGGAAAAGUCUUGGAAUGGCAGAGGAGUGGGUUUAUGUCAUCAAGAGAGACCGUGAUGGAAAGAUCUCAUGGAAUGCUUUUGAUCCUGUCUAUCAGAUCUGGCAACCACUUCCACCAGUUCCUCGUGAAUAUUCUGGGGCCCUUGGUUUUGGUUGUGCUGUUCUAAGUGGUUGUCACCUAUACUUAUUUGGAGGAAAGGAUCCGCUUAGGGGGUCUAUGAGACGAGUCAUUUUCUACAGUGCCCGGACAAAUAAAUGGCAUAGGGCACCGGAUAUGCUUCGUAAGCGUCAUUUCUUUGGUUCUUGUGUCAUAAAUAACUGCCUAUAUGUGGCUGGUGGAGAGUGUGAAGGGAUCCAAAGGACUCUCCGCUCAGCUGAGGUUUAUGACCCUAACAAGAACCGGUGGAGCUUUAUUUCAGAUAUGAGCACGGCUAUGGUGCCUUUCAUAGGCGUGGUUUAUGAUGGAAAGUGGUUUCUAAAAGGCCUUGGGUCCCACCGUGAGGUGAUGAGUGAAGCCUACGAUCCAGAAACUAGUACCUGGACCCCAAUCAGGGAUGGGAUGGUUGCUGGUUGGCGCAAUCCUAGCAUCAGUUUGGAUGGACGUCUCUAUGCCUUGGAUUGCCGGGAUGGCUGCAAGCUUAGGGUUUAUGAUGAAGCCUCAGAUACGUGGAACAAAUUUAUAGAUAGUAAGCUCCAUCUAGGGAGUUCUCAUGCUAUGGAGGCAGCUGCUCUUGUUCCUCUCAAUGGGAAGCUUUGCAUUGUCCGGAACAACAUGAGUGUUAGCCUGGUUGAUGUUUCCAGUCCUGACAAACGCGUAGAGAGUAACCCUCACCUUUGGGAGAAUAUAGCCGGGAGAGGUAAUCUCAGGACUCUCGUUACAAAUUUAUGGUCAAGUAUAGCCGGCCGAGGUGGUUUGAAAAGUCACAUUGUGCACUGUCAGGUGCUUCAAGCAUGA
Messenger RNA from Dovyalis caffra, 1308 nucleotides. NCBI's taxonomy places the organism in Eukaryota, Viridiplantae, Streptophyta, Magnoliopsida, Malpighiales, Salicaceae. The record is from the annotation of a GenBank genome assembly.